AUGCCGCCGAAACGAGGAUCGCGACCACUAGCAGAGACUCAGCCGGCUGACACAAAACACUCCAUCUCCAAGAACAACACCACGCCGAGAAAGCCACUUCAGUCCAUCAGCAACAACCAGCAACGAACAGCACCUCCACCUGCGAAGAAGCGCAAGUCGAACGGUGGCAUAGAGAUACAUGUCGAUGAAGCGCCUCUAAACAUGUUCCCGACUCCGCCGGCAUCACAACCUGCUGUCAAACCCCGAGUCGAGCGGACAGUGAGAGGUCUCCCACGAUAUAUGCUUGAUGUAACUGCUAUCUCGCUGGAAGAAGGCCUCUACUCGCAAGCCAUAGCAUUGCAGUCGAGAUUGCUGGAGACUGGUCUGGAAACGAACGCGGUCUCACGCGUACCGCCACCACAACAUCUCGCACUCGAGUCCACAUUGACGGUGCACCCCACCUUCAACACGAAGACCAUCAAGUCAGAGAACAAGGCUGCCUCGAAUGAUGCCGUGAGGUAUUUGCGGCAACUAAGCAGGACCACGAAUCCAGAGGACGUCGACUUGAAGAAUGCCUUUCACUUCACCAAAGGACGAGCGCAAAGCGAGCGAUCGAAACGAUCACGAACUCGGAAUUCAGAUGUCGCAAGUGAUGAUGAAGGGGAAAGACCUGGGCAGAUAAGGAGCAAGUAUGCAGAAGCACAAUCUCUCUGGAACAACGCCGAAGAUUUCUGGGCAGUAGUAGGCUGGGCAUUCAACUGCAGUGUCAAGCACAAAGCAAGAUGGGAAAGGUGGAAAGUUUGGCUUGACCAAAUGCUGGAUGUGUUGCAGAAAGAUCUGGAGGCGCAUGUAGCUUCGAAGGAAAAGCAAGACGUGGACUUCUCGGAGACAAUGCUGGGCCAAUACUUGUCCACGAUUGGACAUGGACGCAACAACCAAAGAAAGAUCAUGCGAGCUGUAAUGGCUGAUGGCAGCAAGACGAGCAUGAACAUGUUUCCUGAAAUCUGGAGAGCCGAGCCAAAGCCGCCCAAGAAGCAAAAAGAGGAGCCCGCUGCGAAGCGUCAAAAGCUGGACAUCGACAACAGUCAGUAUGGCGAUUACUUUGACAGCGACUCGGAUGCCCCUGGCAGCGAAGAAGGGAAGAUACGGAGAUCGAGAUCCGCAACAGCACCUUUGACCAAGAGUCGCAAGUCUGAGGUUGGCUCUGGCGAUGAAGAGGAUGCAGAAGAUAGCGAGGAUGAGUUGUCGGAGCAGCAAAGCAGCGGACACACCAUCGAAGCAUUCGGCGGACAGGAGUCGAUACGGUUGCGACAGAGAUUCCUGACAGUACUCACACGGUUUGCUUCCGUGGCGCCAGCACUCCUCGUGGACGCUUCGGAGCUGUUCUCCAUCUUCACCGAGUUCAUUCGGCCGCUAUCGCUACCUGUUUUCCAGCAAUUCGUUCUGCCGAUCAAGCCAUUCUUGGCCUCGAAUCUGCAAGCCACCUUCAACGAGAUGCUCUUCCAGCCGCUGCUAGGGACCAAUACACCGUCAUAUUUCAUCACUAGACAUGUGCUGGAGACUACAUAUGCUCCCCAUGCUGCGAUGAACACAAAUGCGUCUGACAACGCCAAGGUUAGUCUGCUCACAGAGAGCCUAUUACGAUCUCUCUGGAAGUCAGGACUACUCGUUGGCGACCUCACAAGCCUCAGAGCCGCAAUCGAGACCGGUGUCAAGGCCAGAAGCGACAAAGUCAGCUUCGAUGGACGCAAGAAAAAGAACGCAAAGGUCGACCACGACAUCAAGUCCGUGCUCGAGUGCUCUGCUCAGAGAAUGAAGGUCCUACUCGACCUGAUCGAACCGCAAAGCACCAAGAGUGCGCAGCUGCUCACGAUCGGCUCCAGCCAAAGUGACUUCGAAUUCGACUGCACUGUUUGUGGGGCUCAAGGAAGGAAUUUGAACGAUGGGGCCCCGCAGGUCGCUUGUGGUGUGUGUGAUGUGUGGCAACAUACUAUGUGCCAUGGCAUCACCCCUGAGCUGGCAAGCGCUGAAGACUUUGACUUUGUUUGCGAUAAGUGCAAGAUGCCGACUUGA
This is a messenger RNA of Fulvia fulva, 2052 nucleotides long. RefSeq lists its product as uncharacterized. The record is from RefSeq and is a predicted model, not a curated record. The transcript has a single exon. NCBI's taxonomy places the organism in Eukaryota, Fungi, Ascomycota, Dothideomycetes, Mycosphaerellales, Mycosphaerellaceae. The coding region runs from base 1 to 2052 and encodes 683 amino acids.